Messenger RNA from Aplosporella prunicola CBS 121167, 850 nucleotides. RefSeq lists its product as uncharacterized. The transcript has a single exon. The coding region runs from base 226 to 666 and encodes 146 amino acids. The record is from RefSeq and is a predicted model, not a curated record. Lineage: Eukaryota; Fungi; Ascomycota; Dothideomycetes; Botryosphaeriales; Aplosporellaceae.
GCGGAGCGAAUGAAUUGGUUGGAUUAUUUGGUUCUUUGGUUCUUUGUUCUUUUGAUGAUGAUGGACUUGGCUGGCUGGCUGGACGGCUGGACGGAUAGGAACGGAUGAGAAGGGCGGGAUGGAGAGUGAGAAGAAGGAAGGGAGUUUUGCGUGCUUCUUUAUAUAUACCUAUCGCUUUAUUUACGUACCUAGCUAGUUGUGUUUCUUGGACAGAGGGACAGAUGGAUGGAUGGAUGGAUGGAUGGAUGGAUGGAUUGGAUGGAUUGGAUGGAUGGACAUAUGGUUUUGGGGUUGAGCACUUAUGUGGCGUUCAAGCGAGCGAUGAGCGAGAGCGAACGAGAGAGGAGAAGAGACAAGGAGGAGAGGGACCAGAAGAGAAAGAAGAGAGUGUACCUAUGUAGGAAGGGGAGCACAGAGCAGAGCAGAGCAGAGGAAGAGAGCCACAGCCAUGCGUGUGUACAGAAGACGCAAGUACAUACCUACAUACAUACAGGACAGGGCACGACAAGAUACCUACUCAGGAUAGGCCUUUCUACACGAGAAAGUGGAGGGUGGAGGACGCGAAAGAUGGAAAAAACGACCGGAAAGAGGAUGCGCAAAAAAAGUUCAAAACUUCUUUUCACACAUUUCUUCGCGCACUUCUUUUUCGUCUUCAUCUUCAUCUGAGAGAGGGAGAAAGAAGAGGGGAGGGAGGGACGCAUACCACCACCCGUUAUUUGUCGUCGUCAUUUUCGAGUUUUUCUUCCAUCGUUCCCCUCCCCUCUUCCGCAUUCCGCCGUCUGCCAUCUGCCGUCCUCACAGGUUCUCUCGCGUGCGUCCCCUCCUCCUACUCCUCCUCCUUCAUACCCAC